AUGGGAAUCCCACGUCCACAGGAGCAUUGGGUGGAUGCUCCCCAGACGAAUUCAACCAAACCAUCGCCUUUUCUCAAAUUGCCUCUGGAGCUUCGUCUCAUGAUCUACGAAUAUGCGGUGGUUGUUCCAAACGAAUUCACGGAUCGUCCGAUGAUUGUGAUCAAUGACCGCGGGAACGUCUUCACUGCCCGCGGCCGAUACCGAGCUCUCUCGAUGUGUCCCAGCUGGGUGGGUGAGAACGGUCGAGUUCGCAGCCUACUCUCUGUGAACCGGCAAAUCCACGAUGAGGUAGAGGAUUUUGUGUAUUCGCAGAACACCCUCUUCUUCUUGAACUCGUUCAAUCUUGACCGUUUGGGCACCUUCCUCGACACCAUCAGUCCCACGGCGCGCAAGCGCAUUCGCAGCGUCGGGUUUGAGAUUUUCUUCUUUGUCCACUCGCAAACAGGCGUGCCAAAGCGGACCUUGAAGGAGUAUAAAGCAGCCGCUCGCAUGUUGAUGGAAAAGCUGCCGAACUGGACAAGUACCAUGUUUUACUUAGAUCCUCGCUUCUACUUCCCUUCUGCUGCAGUAGGGAAUCUGGAAUCGUCCGCGCGGGGUAUCUGGUAUCUGGCGACGAUAUUUGGAGCUUUGCAGAAGGAUCUCCAUUUCUUUCCACUACCGUCGAUGCAUCGACAUGUUAUGGACGAUGCAAAGAAAUCGCUUCAGGCUGAGACGCGGGCGUCACAGAUGAAGCUCUCUAUCGCAUAG
Molecule: messenger RNA, 747 nt
Organism: Aspergillus tubingensis
Lineage: Eukaryota; Fungi; Ascomycota; Eurotiomycetes; Eurotiales; Aspergillaceae
Exons: 1
Coding region: 1-747 (248 amino acids)
Source: RefSeq, a predicted model, not a curated record